CCCCCCGAGCCGCCUGCUGAAUGUGGACAGCGUAGGAUGGAAGAUCCACCAAGUUCUGGUCCGAGGCCCUGGAACAUCGCGCUUGACCUCCACCUCUCCGCCACCUCGCUCAAGCACACGCGCACAACCGCCCGUUUUACCGCCAUCCCGAACCAGGCGGGGACCGGUGGCACGGGGUGACGAGAUUCCAGGAUGUUUGUGAAUUUCCGGCGCAUCCGGAAAUGCCAGUUGGUGCAGCUGAUGACCACCUGCCUGGUGCUGUCGGUGCUGAUGGUGUGCUGGGAGCAGCUGGACGCCAAUGUCUUCGGCCACGUCAAGUCCUACUCCUACCGCUACCUGGUCAACCGCUUAGACUACAUCAACAAGAGCCUCACCAUCCCGCGGGAGCAGGCCAGGAGCUUCAGCGACUUCCGCUACCUGCUGGACCACUCGGGUAAGUGCGCCGGCGAAGACGUCCUCCUCCUCCUCUUCGUCAAAACAUCCCCGGAGAACAUCGACAGGAGAAACGCCAUCAGGUCCACUUGGGGCAACGAGACCUACAUCCGGAGCGCCCUGGGAGCCACGGUCAAGGUGGUGUUCGCCUUGGGGAGGCCGAAGGAGGCCGAGGAGGAGGCGGGGCAACCCGCCCGCGGCACCGGGCUCGUCCGCGAGGACCGUCUACACGGGGAUUUGAUCCAGCGGGACUUUUUAGACUCUUUCCACAACCUGACCCUGAAGCUGAUCCUGCAGUUCCACUGGAUGCACACCCGCUGCGCACACGCCCGCUUCCUCAUGACGGCCGACGACGACGUCUUCGUCCACAUGCCCAACCUGGUGGGCUACCUGCGGGGCGCGAGCCGCAGAGGCGUCACGGACUUGUGGGUCGGUCGAGUGCACAGGGGGGCACCGCCGAUCCGCAGCAGGGACAGCAAGUACUACGUGCCCUUCGAGAUGUACCAGUGGUUGUCUUACCCCGACUACACAGCCGGUGCCGGGUACGUGGUGUCCAGGGACGUGGCGGACAAAAUCUACCAAGCCACGCUGACCCUGAACGCCUCCCUGUACAUAGACGACGUCUUCAUGGGCAUCUGCGCCAACGCAGUCGGGGUGUCUCCGCAGGAGCACGUGUACUUCUCAGGCGAGGGCAAAGCGCCCUACCACACGUGUAUCUAUGAUCAGAUGAUGACCUCACAUGGCCACGUGGAGGACAUCCAUGACCUCUGGGAGGCAGCGACCAACCCGCAGGUGAAGCAGAAGGCUUCCGGGCUCAUGGGCAGGCUGUACUGUACUGCCGUGAAAAUGUCCCUCCUUUGUAAACCGUACAAUUUUAACACCUACCCUUGCAAAGCAGCCUUUUUGUAGGAUUAUGUCAGGUGUGUGUGUGUGUGUUUGAUUGUUUGGUAAGCGGGAGAGGGAGUUUGUCAGAGGUCAAAAUGAAUGGAGGAUUGUCGCUGCAGAUAUUACCUCAGUCCUUUCAGUCGGACACCGAUGUCUUCUUGGUUUAAUAAUGUCACAUGGUUGGCUUUGCAUUGACGGCAGAAUGCGUCUUUAAGUUUAAGACACAGUUUGCACGUGGUCCAAACUCACAACUUAGAUUCUAAUGUGUGAACCAGCGUAUAUCUUCCAUUUCAGCCAGUUGAUUAUAAGAGAACUUACUGAUUUUAUUUCUACUGCUGCGACACACAAAUUGGUUUCAAAAUGUCAUAGUACUCAAGAUUAAAACCUCUCUCCCAGACAAUAUAUCAAUUCCAUUACUUCAAAAGAAAGAAAAUGUGUUAGUAACACACCGGAAGAAGCAUGACGAUAUGCAAUUGUUCAGUGAUGAUUCAAAUCUAAAAAUGUCUCCAUGUCACAAUGUGCAACAUUCCUCACAAUGAAGCAGAACUGAUGUGUCAAUGAGAAAACUUUACAAACAGCGAGUGUGCGGAAAAAUAUAUAAAGAUGUAUUUAUGAGCAACAACGCCUCUGAAUUGAACAUUUUCUUGUCAUAUCUUUUUUUUUGUUAUUAGAUUUGUGAAAAGGCUUUUUUUAAUGAAAUAACAUCUUUAAAGUCAGAGAAAGUGUUUUUAUUAGUCUUAGCAGCUGGUGGAUUCUUUUUUCUGGUAGGGCGAGCCAAUCAGUUUCAGUAAAGGAUGAUUCAAUGCAAAAAAAAAUGGUAUCAAACACACAUUAAUUUGCAGUUUAACAUAAUAAGGACAUCUCAUUCAAACAAUUCAGUAUAUCGAUGAAACAAUAUUCAGAAUGUGAUAUGACAAUCAUUUUGUAACUAUUAUAUAAAUAUCAUGGUACAGAGUUUGAGUCUUCUUGGGAGGACACUGCAAUUGACUAUUUCUAAAAUGUAUUUUUAAUACAAACAAAAAUAUACAUUAUACUUUAUA
This is a messenger RNA of Pungitius pungitius (ninespine stickleback), 2357 nucleotides long. It is a transcript of the gene b3gnt5b, whose product is annotated as UDP-GlcNAc:betaGal beta-1,3-N-acetylglucosaminyltransferase 5b. The record is from RefSeq and is a predicted model, not a curated record. The transcript has a single exon. NCBI's taxonomy places the organism in Eukaryota, Metazoa, Chordata, Actinopteri, Perciformes, Gasterosteidae. Gene Ontology annotation, cellular component: Golgi membrane. The coding region runs from base 193 to 1341 and encodes 382 amino acids.